AUGUCUGCUUUAAAAGUCUUAGUUGUCGGCGGCGGGGUUGCAGGCCCGGCUGUAGCCUACUGGCUCUCACGCAUCGGUGCCCAUGUUACUCUCAUCGAGCGAUCUGAAAAGAUGCGCGCUUCCGGCCAGCAGGUAGACCUUCGCGGCAAGGGCGUACCCAUCAUGAAAAAGAUGGGUAUCGAAGCCGCUGUGACAGCAGCAUGUGUACACGAAUCUGGCAUGCAGUUAAUUGACCGCAACGGCCGGACCCAGGCAUUCUUUCCCGUCGCUAAGAGUGGCUCCGGAAAGCAGGGAUUUACAUCAGAGUACGAAAUCAUGCGAGGCGACUUGGUAAAGAUUCUUUAUGGACUUACCGAGGGCCAUGAAAACGUGCGGCAUCUAUUCAAUACCACCAUCAAAAGCUUUACUCAGGACGGCGGAGACAGCACUGACGCCAAGGUUCACGUCACCUUUGAAGAUGGCCGUGAAGAAGAUUUCAAUCUCGUUGUUGCUGCAGACGGAACCGGUUCGAAAACACGCAAGAUGAUGCUUGGUGAAGAUGCCCCAGACCCACGACGCGACUGUGGAGGUUAUAUCGGAUACUUCAGUGUCCCAUCGAAACCAGGGGAUUCUGACAGGGGGACUUUUUGUCACUUGCUUGGAGGAAGAAUAAUCGGGACAAGAAAAGACAUCCCGGAACUUACACGAGUAUACAUGAUCCUCCGUGGAAAGAAACCCGAUCUAGAUGCAGCAAUCAGCUCUGGAAACCCACAAGAAUUGAAGAAAGCCCUAGCCGACAUUUAUCAAGGAGGUGGAUGGGAAUGCGAUCGGUUUAUGGAUGCUCUACUUCAUGCCCCAGAGGCGGAUGAUGUCUACUGCACAAAAAUCGAGGAAGUCAACCUCCCUCAUGGAUCUUGGUCUAAGGGCCAAGUCGUUCUUCUUGGCGACUCGGCUCAUUGCCAUACCGCAGGUGGCUAUGGAUGCGCCUGGGGUUUGGUGGGCGCUUAUAUGCUGGCGGGCGAGAUUGCGACGUCAUUGAAGAAUAAAGACUUAACAGCUUCAGCCGCUGUAAUGCAAGGUGCAAAGAUGUAUGAAGAAAAAUUCCGACCUAUUGCAACUGCCAUGCAUGGAGGCUAUGACAGGUUUGAGGACUUGAUGGCACCCAAAUCGAGUAUCGGAAUCUGGAUCUUACAUAGAUUUGCGAAGAUGGCAUCAUUUUUCAAUUGGGGUGAAAUGGAUGGCUUGGAUAAAAAGACAGCUAACUGGAAGCUGCCAGAGUAUCCAGCGCUAGAGUAA
Messenger RNA from Trichoderma asperellum CBS 433.97, 1275 nucleotides. RefSeq lists its product as uncharacterized. Gene Ontology annotation, molecular function: FAD binding. NCBI's taxonomy places the organism in Eukaryota, Fungi, Ascomycota, Sordariomycetes, Hypocreales, Hypocreaceae. The record is from RefSeq and is a predicted model, not a curated record.